Molecule: messenger RNA, 885 nt
Organism: Chlorella variabilis
Lineage: Eukaryota; Viridiplantae; Chlorophyta; Trebouxiophyceae; Chlorellales; Chlorellaceae
Exons: 4
Coding region: 1-885 (294 amino acids)
Source: RefSeq, a predicted model, not a curated record
AUGCGCUUCCCGCGUCCAGCUGCAGCCAGGACUGGCAUCCCUUCUGCAAGAGCGCAGGCGCCCCGGGCGCCGCAGCGGCGGUGGCAGCCGCAGGCAGCGGCCACCACCCAGCAGGAGCAGCAGCUGGCCUUGCCCGACGACAUGAACAUGCAGCAGAUGGGACCCGGGUCCCCACACCAGCUGGAGCGUCCCAGCUCUUUGCACGCCGGCGACAGCCAGCCGUUGCCGCACACGCCGCCCAUCCACCUGCAGCAGGCGCCGACGCGCAGCGGCGGCGCGCUGUCCUUAGCGGCUGCUGAGGGUCAGGAGCAGGAGGUGCCCCGCACCCUGCCCCACGCACUGGCCGUCUUCUUCACCCACCCCUCCUCCCUCCUCAUCCUGGCCGCGCUGGCGGGCCUGCUGGCGUGGCGCUGCCACCUGCCGCUGCACGCCGCCGCCGACGGCGCCGUGGCGGCCUGCGUGGCGGCGGGCUGGGCGGUGCAGGAGUGGCUGAUCCACAACCUGCUGCUGCACAGCGAGCGGGACUGGGUCUCCAUCGACGACCCCCCCAUCGUGCUGGCCUUCAUGGCCGCCAGCCUGGCGCUGUUCUGGCUCGCCUUUGGCGGCUCGGAGCUGGCGGUGACGGCGGCGGCGGCCUAUUACAGUAUGGGGCUCGUCUAUGAGUUCACGCACUACAUCGUGCACACCCGCUACCUGCCCACCUCCCGCCUGGCCAAGCGCAUCCGCAUGCACCACCUGCUGCACCACACCAGGAACGAGGCCUACUGGCUGGCCUUCACGGUGCCGCAGGUGGACCAGCUGUUUGGGACCGACCCCCAGCCCUCCAGCGUGCACAUGUCGGAGAUGGCAAAGGCGGGGCUGAGGGCGGGACGCGGCGCCCGCUGA